Messenger RNA from Plasmodium vivax (malaria parasite P. vivax), 2477 nucleotides. RefSeq lists its product as hypothetical. NCBI's taxonomy places the organism in Eukaryota, Apicomplexa, Aconoidasida, Haemosporida, Plasmodiidae. The record is from RefSeq and is a predicted model, not a curated record. Bases 461 to 1750 code for a protein of 429 amino acids. The transcript has a single exon.
AAUAUAGCAAGCAGAGCAAAGCACAAUAAAGCAAAAUAAAGCAAAAAAAGCAAAACAAAAUUAAAACAAAAUUAAAACAAAAUAUAGCAUAGCAAAGCAAAACAAAAUAAAAAAAAAAAAAAAAGAAUAAAAUAAAAAGCUUCCCAAAAUAAUUAGCAAAAAACGUAAAACUCAAGCGAUAAGCGUUCCAAAUCGAAACGUAUAAAACGCGUAAAAGCGAAAAAAUAAAAGAAGCCCGCCUGCCGCUAAAGGAGAGCUUCCUUUUUUUUACCGCUCAAUUUAACUGUUGCGAUUUGAUUUAACGUAACAAAUUAAAUUGCGAAGAAGGCGUCCCUUCCGCGAGCACAUACAUAUAGAUACAUACGUAUCGCAGCGUAUAACAUACGCGUAUAUACUUACAUAUAUUUUUGUACAUUUGCGUACGUUCACGCCGGUCGUUUGCCCCCCCAUUGCCGCGAAAAUGAUGAAGAAGGCCGCGCUCUCGAUCCUCCUGCUGCUCCUGCCCGUGUACUCCCUAAACCUCGACAAUGAAAACCAGGAACCAGAAGAAAUAAACACCAUCACGGGAAAAUUGCAAGUGCAGAACAGCGAGCACGAGAAAAUCCUCAGCAUCAUUAAUGAAAUUUUUACCAAGAAGGAAGAGAGCUGCAAGUUCUCUUUUUCCAAUAAUGGAUUUAGAUGUGCCUUCAGCCGAUUCGACGUUAAUUUUAAUAACUCAUCCAAGGCAGUCAACGCGUUAUUUACUAGCGAAAAUGAACAAGUGAUUAAGGAUGCCGCUGAGGAGUAUAAGGUACGCCUCAUGCUAGAGCUACACAAUUUGAGGCCACCCAACACAAAUUUGAAGAAUUUUAAAAAGAACUUCCAAGGCAUAUGCAUGAAAUUCUUUUCUGAAUUGAGAAGGAAAUUUUUCCACUUGUAUAGAAAUGAUGAAUCUGGCCAAGAUGGUGAAGGUAGCAGCCGUGGGGAAAUUACCAGUGGGGAUCAACUGACUGAGCGAAUGGAGUCCUCCUACGACUCCGCCUCUACGGAGGAUGGCUCCAACGCAGGAAAGGAUGGAAGCCAAGACCUCUCUGAGUUGAUGGAAGAAGAUGAUGAGCACAACCCAGAUGCUCCAAACAUGCAACAGAGCAGCUACUCCUUCUCCUCACACACAUCCAAGAAAAUUAUGUUCGAUGGAAAUAACGUAAUUGAAGAGAAUGAGAGCUCCGUGAACGAUGGAGGUGAUGACCAAAGUGAGGAUCUCCAACAGGGACCCAUGACUAAGGAGAAGGCAGUCUCUAUCAUGCUUAAGAACACCUCCUUCACCAUUGAGGGUAAAUGCACCGAGGAAGAUGAGAAGAAAGAAAAGCCAUUUAGCGUCUUCUUUAACAGCCAACUGAGCAGAAACCACUUUAGCACUGUGUGCAACUCGAAUGGAAAGAACUUCCUCCGAAAGGCAGAUGGUGGCAGCCCCUUCCCCGUGGAACCACUUAACCCAGAUGAUCUCAACAGAAUGAUGGCUGACAUGUUAAAAUUCUUUGAAAGCCAAAGUGACGGAAAUAGAAUGCUCCUACCCUUUUUGGGCAAAAUGAACUUUAUGGAUGCCCUCGGAAGUUUGGGACUCCCACCUGGUCUCGACUUGGAGAGCAUGUUCAACGACUUCCUCCAGGGAAACGGCACCCCAUGCUGCAGAGGCGCGCGACCAACCAUUGGCGGCCCAUCCAACAAGCAGGACCCCCCCAGCGCGGACGACUCGGAUGAGCAGCACUGAGCUGAUUCGCGGCGCGACGGGGAGGGGGAGGACUAACAGAUGACAUGAAUGAAAGAUGAAGGGUAAAACGACAAGAGAGGCAAAAGGCACAAAAGAGGCUAGUUAGAGAAAGACCUGCUGUGAACAUUCCCCCCAUCCGCGCCCUUACGUGCAUACAUGAACUGUACGCACGCGAGGCGGCCGUCUCCGAGCGGGAGGGCCCCUCCAAACGGAUCACCCGGAUGAGCAGAAGUGAAGAAGUGCAAAAGCGCAGAACCGCAGAAGUGCAAAAGCGCAGAAGUGCAGAUGUACCAUGCACCGUGUAACUUUACAUUUAUCCCUGCGCCCCACGUGCAUACAAGGCCAUCUCUAUACGGGGCUACCUACGCAUGCGUGUGUGUGUGUAUAUAUAUUAUAUAUAUAUUUUUUUUUUUUUAUGAAUCCCAUUUUUACCUUCGAGGGUGUGCUUGUGCGUAUGCUGCAAUGAUGUAUACAAAUGGAUGUGCGCUUGGGGAGGGGCCGUAGGGUUACCAACCCUCUCUCCUCCCCGCGCACAACGUGCAUGUGCUAGUUUGUAUAAUAAAGAAAUGUGCAUGCGCCGCGUUAACCACGUACGUCCAGCAAAAAAAAAAAAAAAAUUCCGCCAAGCUGAUGAGCAGUACGUACAUGAAAGGGAAAAAAAUGAGCAGAUCAGAUGAGAUCAGAUCAGCCGAGACGCACAUGAAGAAAAAGAAACAAUUAAGGAAGU